Molecule: messenger RNA, 5187 nt
Organism: Dermacentor albipictus
Lineage: Eukaryota; Metazoa; Arthropoda; Arachnida; Ixodida; Ixodidae
Product: endothelin-converting enzyme-like 1
Biological process (GO): protein processing
Cellular component (GO): plasma membrane
Molecular function (GO): metalloendopeptidase activity
Source: RefSeq, a predicted model, not a curated record
UUUCCAUUCAGAACCAUGGCCAAUCCCCGUUCCCUCCCCUCGUGGAUACGCGCCAGAAUUUUGAACGAAGAAGCAGAAGAAGAAGAGAGCGCGAGCUCGCGAGACAAGGGUUCGCGAGCCUGCCAGCCGUCUCACCGAGCGUCACCGAGAACGCGCACGUCGACUCCGGCAGCCAUAGCCACCUCGUUCCUGCACCUGCCUUCUGCUUCGCCGUACAAGUCCGCCAUGGCGAUGAGGGCUGCACUGGCUCUUCAGAGGCGGAAGCACUCAGGGUCUCGCAAGUCAUCAGCCUCGUCCAGCACGUCAUCGAAACGAAAAAGCCGGAAAUCGAAGGAUGUAGGGCCAGGAACGAAGAAAAUGGAACUCGAGGAAAAUAGGACUAAACCGAUCUCGAAGGUUUCGGAAACCGCUGCAAGCCCUACAAUGACAGCAGCGACUAGCCACAUGACGACCCGUCACCAACAUUCAAAUGCCAAGAAGAUGGUCAUCAUUGCAAUAGUGCUGUUCCUCACCAGUGGAGCCCUGCUGAUGAUCAUGAUAUGGUCCAAGCCACAUGCCGCCAUAGUGUUCUGCAACACUUCCGAUUGCCUUAGGCAUGCCACUGAGCUCAAGGAGGCCAUGGACACUAGCGUCGACCCCUGCAACAACUUCUACAAGUUCACGUGUGGCUCCUGGAAGCCGAAAAGGGGAGAGCGCUCCAUGGUCGCGCGAGUCUUCGCCGACUCGACCCAAAUCGCCAUGGAAGAGAUGGAAGGCCCCAGCGAGAAGGCCGUGGUGCCAAAGGCGAUGGACUAUUACAAGAGCUGCAUCCAGCUACGCAAUUUGACGCCGACCGACGUAGAACUCUACAUAAACUUCAAGCAGGACCUAGGUUUCUUGUGGCCGGAGAAAAAACAAUCGGACAUCGACGCGCUGCUCCCGUUGCUGAACCUCACUAUCACCUGGAACAUCAACUACCUCUUUCAACUGGAGGCCUUGCCUGCAUACAAGCGGAGGCCGCAGACGCUAUACGUUACGCGUGGCAUACUGAGCCGCAGAUUUUUGGAUCCCACGUGGACACCAGUUACGUUUGCCGAAGUCGUCAGACGGUACUGCGGUGAACUCGGGGUCGAGCCGCCGUCCGACUCGAGCAUCCAGGAACUGAAGGGCACCGUGGAGGACAUCAUAAAUGCCGCGCUCAAACUUCCACCGGGUGCCACGACUGACACGCAGAUUAUGAUGAAGGAAAUUGAGCAGCUGAUGCCCAAACGGGGGUACGACUGGCUCAGCAGCCUGAACAAACUGUACAGUCCCCAGUUCACGUGGACAUCGGACAGCCCAGUUGCUCUGGAAGAUGAAGCAAUACUGCGGAGCGUGUACACCCUGCUUGAGAACUACAAGAAAAAGAGGCAGACGCUCAUGGAAGGCUUAUCAUUCGUGUUCAUCCGAACGUCCCUGUGGCUGGUCGCAGGAAAACCAGAGAUGCGUUACACGUCCGACCCCAAAGCUAGCAGGCGCAGAUGGAAGCUGAUCUGCCUCAAGUAUGCGGCGGCCCACUUCGGCCUGCUCAUUGCGGUCAAGCACAUUUACACGCGCUACAGCAGCAGGGUGCGUGGCAAACUCGCACGUUUCUACCAGAGCAUUCAUAGGGUUAUCAAGGAGCAGCUGGAAGACGCCGAGUGGAUUGAAGCCGCCAUCAAGAGUAAGGCGACCAUCAAAAUCGACGCGCUGACGCUGGACAUGAUGCCAGAGGAGAACUUCUUCUCUGACGUCGAUCUCGCUCGGUUAUACCGGGACUUUCCAAGUAUAGGCACCUCGUACUUGGAAAACUACAUCAAUGUCUCCAAAGCCUACCGGCUCCUCAUCGGCCAUGACUACUUCAUCAGCGUCUACUCCAAGAGGCUCGGGGACGGCUCGCCAAGUCGAUACGACUACUACUACAACAAUGCCUACAUAUCUCUGGGUGCCAUGGAGCCCCCGAUACUCUACCUGAGUGGCACAACAGCCAUGCAGUAUGGCAGCUUCGGCACGCUCAUCGCCGAGUGCAUGGUGCGCUCGUUCGACAAGCGCGGUGUCCUCAGCACGGGCGAAGGCAAGAGAGAGCUUUGGUGGGACUCCCCGGCUUAUAUGCAACGAGUCGGCUGCGACUUGUUAUCUGACCGCAAGUCUGGAGGCAGUGGCACAACCUCUGAUGCGAACACGCUGCCAGCUGGCAGCCACGACCCACGGGAGCUUCGUUUCGCGGCCUUGUUUCCCCUGGCACCGGCACUUACCACAUCGUUCAUUGCGCACCGUAGGGCUAGCAUAAAACACGGCAGGUACGUCCAACACCGCCUGCACGGUCUCGACUACACCGAUGACCAGGUCUUCUUCCUGACCUACUGCCUCAUGACUUGUGCCAGAAACAUCACCGGUGAGACCUGCAAUGUGCCCCUACGACAGAUGCAGAAAUUCGCUAGUGCGUUCCGGUGCAGCCCCGGUUCACCGAUGAACCCAGAGAAAAAGUGCACUUUUUUUCUCGUGACUGUGAAAGCACGUUUUCUUUUUUAUAGUAUUAAUUUCCUUGGUUCACUGCAUUGCUGUUUUUAGAAUGUCGAUUUUAUGAUAGAAACUAAUGACUCAGCUUAGGUGAUGUGCUGUCAACAAUUUCAGUUUUAUCCUCUCAAGAAAAAAAUUUGGCGGCACACAGCAACGCCGGCAAUUAGUAUUGAACAAUCGAGUGCCUCGAAUAGCACAUGGUGCACCCUAACGUACACUUCGCAAUUCUAUUGGCGUUCAAAAUUUCCAAGACACUGUACUUUCCAGUCCCAGGUUUCUUUUCUGACCGUUACAUUGUCAUACUUGAGCAGUUUUUGAUAGCGAGCAUGGAGCCAGCUAUUCACGCAAUAUUGCCUUGCAUGACCAGCUGCUUCGCAGACCUUGCAAAACUAGGUUUCCAGAAAUAGGGGGGCUGUGUGCAGCUGUGCACGUUUCUGAUAGCAUGUGCAGAUGGCGUCAGAGACUUUGGCCGCCUCGAUGCCUUGCAUCCUACCUUAACGACCUGCGUAAUUAAGAUAUCGUUUUAACAAACUGCGAGGAUGACUGGCACUAGCAGUGGACUUUUGCAUGUUUCGCCUUUGUAUAUUAUCUUGAUUUCGAGCGUAAACGCGCUGCACAGUUACUCCUUGAUAAAGAAUCUAAAUAGCGGAGCAGCACAGCUGGCUGAGAAGUGGGCGCCUGUCUGUGUAUCUAGCUUUUUUUAUUCAGAGUGUCCAAACUAUAAUGCACAAAUAUUUAAAAAUAUGCAAAUGCCCCAUAGCUGGACAGAACCAAGGUAAUGUUGCUUGUUGUUGCUUGCAGAUACUCAAACUACUUGCUUUCUGCCUAAUCAGAUAAUUAUCAUUAUUUCACCAACUUCUCAAAUUAGAUGAAAAAUGUCAAUGCGAAAAUUGUAGAGCAAGAUGAAAAAAAGCCAGCAGAUCCCAUGCCAUGUGGGAAUCGUUGUUAUGCGAAGCAGUGUGCGGGGAGCCUAUGAAGUUAACAAAACAACCAUGAGGGCACCAAGACUUAGGUGGCUGUUUCAUGACAGGCAUGUCAUGAGAUUCAUGUCAUUUAUAUCAUUAUUGACAUAUCAUUUUUUUGUCAUACACUUUUGGCAUACUAUAGCAAUUAUGGUACAUACCAAGUUGAUCAAAUGACCAUGAGAGUACGAAGACGUAGGUGGCUGUCUCAUGACCUACAUGACAAGCAUGUCAUGAGAUUCUUGUCAUGACCUAUCAAUUAUGUUCAUUAUACACUCCUGUCAUGCCACGGAAACUUUGCUACAUACCAAGUUAGUGAAACGAGCAUGAGAGCAACAAGACGUAGGUGGUUAGAUAGAUACUGUCAAAGUGGCAAAUGUUGCCAAGAAAUGCUUUCAAUUUAAAAAUCCUGAUACAGCUUUCUGUUGCUCAAUAUGUGCUACACAAAAGUGUUUUUCCGAACAAGAAAGAAGCCCAUGAAUACACGCAAAGAACCUCAAGUGGCCAGUCACAUGGCAAUUUUGUGUGUUUUGUUAACACGUAAUACCUACUUACUUCGACUUUUGUUAACUCAGAAAACCGGACGAUUUGGACUAGCUCUCUUGUCCCGACAGGUGUAUGCAUUUAAUGGCACCAAACACUCAUUCACUUGGACAUAUGUGGCCAUACACCGGUUAAUUCGGACAACCCUCAAAGCAUGAGCAACGUCCAGUGAUUCAAAUGUGCGACAUAAAGAAAGCGAGAGCAGUGCUAGCAUCCAACCUAAAUGAAACAGUGGAGUCUGCAUCUCUAGCCAUCAGUGGAAAGCGGCAGGAAUGCCCGAACGCAUCGUGUUUAUUUGUCUUUGUAGCCUGUAUGCUUGUUUGCCACUGCGCAUGACACCGUGAUCCAUGAUCACGUCAAUAGCUACCGCGCUCCUGUCCACCGCAUUUGCGCCUAACAGCAGUUUCAAGUUAGUGCACGUUGGCCGUGCACCUUCAAAGCUAUGUAGACAGCAUUCAGAAUUGCGGCAUCGAUAGUGACCACAGCUUUGUCUGCAGUGGACACGCAAAGCAGUACUAGUUUUGUUUUGACUCGGUGUGGGUCGCCUGCAUGCCUUCGUAAUUGCAUGGUCACCACCUGACCAUGAUUACAUUGAAAGCGACCACAGUUUCAUCCACAGGGGUUGCAUGGGUUGCAGUUAACAGUAGUUUUGUUUUUACUUAGUGUAAUGCGUAAGCAAUACCGCAGCACGCACACUGCCAUCGAAUCUGCCGGCUCCAUCGUGAUAGACCAUUGUUUGUUGCUGACCAGCUCACUGGGUAAAAAUAUAAUCUGGACGUGCAUGUGGUAGUGAAAAGCAUACCUUGGAUGAAGAUGAGGUGAGGGUCUUGCGCUGUCGAAAGAAGCCACAAGGCCUUUUACUCUUCGACCUCUAAUCGGUCAUGAGAUGACGAGCAUUGCAGUUUUCACACUGUAGCAGUCGCUUCAGCACUUUUUCACACUGCAUUUGUGCAAACUACCCAGAAACAGGAUUUACUUAUUAAUUUGAUUAAUACAAUCAUGUUCGUGUAGUAAGCAUUUGUUUUAUUCUCUUGGUAUCCUCGAUAAUUUGACAUUCGGUUAAUUUGUACUUUCUUGGGGUCCUAUGAAGUCAGAAUUAACGAGAUUCUGCUUGACUGGCCCAUUGUAAUCAAUUACAUUUUUAAAUAAAGUAAUUAUAAUCGUG